Molecule: messenger RNA, 3737 nt
Organism: Amphiprion ocellaris (clown anemonefish)
Lineage: Eukaryota; Metazoa; Chordata; Actinopteri; Pomacentridae
Gene: armc2
Product: armadillo repeat containing 2
Exons: 18
Coding region: 364-2841 (825 amino acids)
Biological process (GO): cilium organization; sperm axoneme assembly
Molecular function (GO): protein binding
Source: RefSeq, a predicted model, not a curated record
AGUCUUUGGUUCAAAACCGGUGAACGCGCGUCACCUUGCGCGCUACAGGACCACUGAGGCUCGUGCACGUGUCAUCAGCUCUGCAGGUCGCAGCUCGAAAACUUCUCGGUUUUUAACGUUUCAGGUGUCAUGAUUUUAUUAGUUUGGACGAGGAGGUCCACCUUAACAUCUGGAGUGCUAUCUGUGCCGUGUGUUCUCCUCACAGGACGGUGAGCUGACGGACGUAGAUUCUGGACGUUUUUCACCUCAGAAAACUUUCCCACCUACAGCUGGGGAAAUAUCUGACUGUUAUCCAUCACUGAUACACCCUGUGGUCAUUUGUGGAUCUUCACGUCAAAUGCCACUUAGAUAUAAGUGGCCUCUAUGGAGACAAAACAUGAGAUUUGCAGCCCUUUCCUCCCACGACGCAACGCUUUGAGGAAAACGAGUGCAGAGAUAGUCAGUGAAGCCAGACAGUCCCUCCGAGUUCAAUCCACCCUCCGACCGUUUACCCCCAGAGAUGCACAAAGACAGCUGUUUGGCAGGAGCUCUGCUCGCACAGAACGGGACAACAGGCCUCCAUCCACAUUCAGUCUUCAUGCUCAAAAUUUUGAUGCUUCCGACUCAAGACCAAGUUCAGGGACUCGACUCGUUCCACUGGACCACAAACCAAAGUUUCCAGUCGAAUGCAAUACUGAGGAUCCAUCCAAGACCUUUCCCAAACCGCCCACUGACCCAGCUGAAGCGAGGAAGGGCCUGGUAGGGUCACGGACACGCCUCCUCAGGGCUGGAUCUCUCACCACAUUACCGCCUUUAGAAGGACACACACAUGUGAAAGAGAGGUUAAAUGCAGUCCCGGGACAAAAGCAGCAGUCAGCUAAAUGGGUUUCCAGUGCAGACCACACCACGGUUCCUCGCAAACCAGGCCCACGCAGAACAGCGAGUGAAAGCAGUAGACUAACGCAGCCUGGUGUUGACUCAGGACCCACAGAAUGCAGAGCAGAACGGAAAACAGAGCUGGUGUAUGGAGACAACACCACGAGCACAGAGGGGAAUGCAGAGUCACUGCUGUGGAAUGAUGUGAUCGCUCCUCUUCUUCAUCAACUAGAGAGUGUGGCUGCAGGCGGCUCCGAGGCCUCGCUGGACCGUCUGUGUGAUUUGUGCGAUGGUCUCCACGGCACCUUGGCAGAAGCGGACAUGCUCGGUCGACGCUGUAAGAGGAGGUCGGGGAUACUUCGAACGCUGUUCCGCCUCAUUGACCUCAACUCUGCCCGGCUCAACCUGCACAUCGCCAAGCUCUGCCUCGCUCUGUGCGUCAGUGGAAACAACCUGCUCAACAUCUGUAAGCUCAUUUUCCAGAUCGGCCGCAGUGAAAGCAACGACAUCCUCUUCCAGAACAACUCUAUCAUCGACUUGUUGCUGGAUGUGCUGUGCAAUGAGGAUGUGCCUGCAUCUGGAGAAGCUCUGCUGUAUUGUGUUGGUACUUUGAAGUUUCUCUCUGGAAACGCUGCAGUGCUCAGACUUCUGCUGGAUAAGAACUGUAUCAGUGCAGCUCAGAAACUCCUCAAGAAGCUCUGCAUAGUAGAAGACACCAACUUCACUAUAGCAGGCCACAUCCUCGUACAGCUGACAGCAACCCUGAGGAACCUUGCUGAUCACCCUGAAUCCCGUCCGCUGUUUGUUUCCUUCUCAAUACUGCCAGAGCUCUGCUUAGUGCUGCGUAAACACUGCAAAGACCAGGACGUCUGCACCAACAUUUCCAGAAUUUACAGUAAACUCUCCUCUUACUCUGAGUGCCGCUUCGCUUUGGCCCAAACCCCAGGCUGCUACCAGCUAUUUUUAGAACUGCUGAGCAAACAUCACCAAAAACAGGACCUUGUCGUGCGAAUUCUCUUCACCCUCGGGAACAUAACAGCCAAAAUCGACGAGUCUCGCCAGCAGCUCUUUCAGUGCAACAGUUGUAUGGACACACUCCUUGGAUUGUACAACAGCUACCAGAGGAAAGAUGUGUCACCUCACACACCCUUGCAGAAGUGUGUCCCUUCCUCAUGCAGGUAUCCCGCUUCAUCCGUAAGCGCGCAGGAAGCUGACGAUGUGCUGGUGAAGCUGGUCAGGGUGCUGGCAAACAUGUGCAUCCACCCGGCUGUAGGUCCACCGCUGGCCAACAACACGACCUGCCUUCAGCUUCUGAUGGAGACGCUCGAGCUGAGGUCUGUGCAGGAAAGCGAGGAGCUGAUGGUGAAUGUAGCCGCAACCAUCAACAACCUGUCCUUCUACCAGGAAGAAGACUCUCCAAUCACACGCAAUGAACUCACCAUCGCAAAGUUGAUGCUCAAGUUGGUGCUCAGCUCCAGUAUGGACGGCAUGCUUGAGGCCACGCGUGUCUAUGGAAACCUGUCACAGUCCAGGGAUGUGCGAGAAUUCAUCAUACAAAACAAAGUGCACCGGUUUCUAGUGACGCUGCUCGACUCCAAGAGUGCUGAGAUGUGUUUUUCAGCCUGCGGGGUCCUCAUCAACCUGGCUCUGGACCCUCCCAGCAGGGCCUGUCUCUCACUAGAGGGGGCUUCUGCCAAGCUGGUAGACUGUCUGAGAGACUUGGGUCCAGGUGACUGGCAGCUGGCGGCUCACGUCUGUCAGGCCAUGUGGAACCUGACUGGUGGCGGCUCAGAGACUCGGUUAGACACUCAGGAGAGAGAGUCGCUGCUGGAGAUGCUCACCACAUACUCAGAUGAAGAGGAGGCCCUGAAGUGGACAGAAAACGAGGAUGUGAGGGACUUCCACAGGGCAUGCUGGGAGUCACAGUUCCUACCUGUUGCUCAAAAGCUGAUGACGGGGCUUCAGUCUCCGGGUUUAACAGCCUGACAUUCUUGGAGAUAAGAGUUUUGUGUGGUCAUGGAACAGUUUUGCUUCUAAAGACACUGAGUUUAUAUUUUAUGAUCAAAUACUCACCUCCUGUGGCUUUGUAAAGGUGGCUGUUAGCGUGUGCAGUUUCCUUUUCAUGGAAAAAACAAGCGAGUUUGAGUUCAUGCGUGACCUUAGUGACGAGCUGUGAAGUCAGAAAAAGUGUCAAGAUUCCCAUAGAAGCUCUCAGCUCCCUCCUGCAGUGUAUAAUCCUCUAAAUAUGCCCAUUAUGCUGCAAUCAGUCAACAUUUUGCCUCCUCAUGACUAACUACUAUAAAGCUGACUGCAGCUGCUGUUUUUCACAGAGGAUGAAGUUACAAACUUUUUACAGCCAGUUUUAAAGCCUGCAGAUGGUCAAUGUGAAACAGUCACAGCCCAAACAAAACACUUCAGGUUUUAAAAAAAACUGAUACAGGUAAUUAUGCAGAAUAUAGGAAGAAGAGUGAAUCUGCACUCAAAAGGUAAAACAAAUAUAUAUGUGGAUGUGUGUACUUUCUAAUGUGCAUGGAUUCAUUUGCAUUUCCAUCUAUAUUUUAUUUUUAUUCAUCAUUUUUCUUCACUCUGUGUCUUCCCAACACAAGCCAUAUUUUUAAAAAAUUUGUGAACAUUAUUUUGAAAUUUCUCAUGCACUUUAACUUCCAUAAAGCUUGCUGAAGCAUGAAUUUCUGGGUAUCUUUACAUAUAAACCAACGAUUUAAAACAAUCUUUUUGCACAUUUAUACAACUAACUUGCACUGUAGGGAAAGUAGACUAUUAUAAAGGUAUCAGAUGACAGACCUGGAUUUUACCUCGUAAGGAAAUGUUUUAUUGUCUGUGAAUUGUGUGAAAUUUGAACUAAUAAAACACAGCAAAGGAAA